UUUACCUAGUAAAUACAACAUGGCUAAAUGUGGUGAAUUUAUUAAAAGUCAAUUUCCAUUAAUUGAUGAGGACUUAAAAAAAUAUGUCGAAGAUAUUUUGGAUAACAGUGCGGGCGAAUUCGAGGACACAGAAGAAGUGUACGAAGCUGUCGGCGAAGUACUACAGGGGAUAUCGGAAAAAUCCGAGGAUGAUAUAAGGGAGAUAUGUGAGCAGCUACUCCACAUGCUGCAACCCAACAAAUCAUCCACAAAUAAUGGACCUCGAAAAGUUCUUGAUGCUCCGAUUCACUUGGCCUCAAUGUCUGCACCCACUGAAACGGAUGAUCUCAAAAGUAUAUGGCUACAAACUAGGGAUGAUACUCUGAAAGUGGAUGCCAGGAAAUUAGAAAAAGCAGAAGCAAAACUGCAACAAAAGCAACAGAAACAGAAAGAAGCUAAGGUCCCAGUAGUGGUGCCAGUUCUGCAGACUGCCACGGCAUCCCAGGUUACAUCAAAAAAAGACAACAAACUUGAAGCUAAGGGAACAAACCGAACACAGGACAUUAGGAUAGAGAAUUUUGAUAUUGCUUAUGGUGAUAGAGUAUUAUUACAAGGUGCAGAUCUUGUUCUAGCAUGUGGUAGACGUUAUGGUCUGGUCGGGCGUAAUGGUUUAGGUAAAACCACGCUCCUUAGGAUGAUUGCAUCAAGGCAACUGAAGAUACCAUCACAUAUUUCCAUACUGCAUGUUGAACAAGAGGUGGUGGGAGAUGACACUCUGGCAUUACAGAGCGUAUUAGAAUGUGAUACUGUUAGAGAAAAUUUGCUGAAACGGGAAAAGGAGAUUACUACCGCUAUUAAUAAUGGAUCAACAGACCCGAAUCUAUCAUCAGAGUUAACAGAGGUGUACGGACAACUGGAGAACAUAGAGGCCGACAAGGCGCCGGCUCGGGCGUCCAUCAUCCUCAGCGGUCUCGGCUUCACGCCGGAGAUGCAGGGCCGCGCUACUAGGACCUUCUCUGGAGGUUGGAGGAUGAGGCUUGCACUGGCCAGAGCCCUCUUCUCAAAACCGGACCUUUUGCUUCUCGACGAACCGACGAACAUGUUGGACAUAAAAGCCAUCAUCUGGUUAGAGAACUAUUUACAGAACUGGCCGACAACACUGCUUGUUGUUUCCCACGACCGGAAUUUCCUCGACACAGUACCUACAGAUAUAAUGCAUUUACACACACAAAGGAUAGACACUUAUAGGGGUAAUUACGAGCAAUUUCACAAGACAAAAACCGAAAAGUUGAAGAAUCAACAACGCGAGUACGAAGCUCAGCAGCAGCACCGUGCGCACACGCAGGAAUUUAUCGACCGGUUCCGAUACAACGCCAAUCGAGCCUCGUCAGUGCAGAGCAAAAUAAAGAUGCUUGAUAAGCUUCCCGAACUGAAACCAGUAGAGAAGGAAGUAGAAGUAGUGCUCCGGUUUCCCGAGACCGAACCUCUCUCGCCGCCCAUCCUACAGUUGAACGAAGUUGGUUUCUACUACUCUAAAGAUAAGAUCAUCUUUUCAAAAGUUAAUCUCGGCGCGACACUCGAAUCCAGGAUAUGCAUCGUGGGAGACAACGGAGCGGGCAAAACGACGUUACUAAAAAUAAUAAUGGGCAUCCUGUCGCCCACCAGCGGCAUCCGCAGCGUACACCGAGGUCUCAAGUUCGGCUACUUCUCGCAGCACCACGUCGAUCAGCUCGAGAUGAACGUUAAUUCUGUUGAACUGCUUCAGAAAAGUUAUCCAGGAAAAACAGUAGAAGAAUACAGAAGACAACUUGGCAGUUUCGGAGUAAGCGGUGACCUUGCGUUACAAACGAUAGCAAGCCUUUCCGGAGGUCAGAAAUCCCGAGUGGCCUUCGCCAGGAUGUGCAUGGGCAACCCUAACUUCCUAGUACUCGACGAACCUACCAAUCACUUGGAUAUUGAGACAAUUGAAGCGUUAGGAAAGGGCAUUAGCAAGUAUACGGGCGGUGUAAUCUUAGUAUCUCACGACGAGCGCUUAAUACGCAUGGUGUGCAAAGAGCUGUGGGUAUGCGGCAACGAAUCCGUGGCCAGCAUAGAGGGUGGUUUCGACGAGUACCGAAAGAUCGUCGAACGAGAAUUAGAACAGCAGAAUAAGUAAUAUAGCCUUUUCUGUCGUUCCAACAAAGCUAAGAAAGGUCAGCUUAAUUGAAUUUUUCUGAAGAGUUUAAUAGUGGGUGAUUGGUAAUUUUCAUAAUUUCCUUUGUACGACUAAGGAACAUUGAAGCUAUCAGCGCAAAAGGGUUGUUACUUCUUUCGUGGGUGUACACCAC
This is a messenger RNA of Hyposmocoma kahamanoa, 2306 nucleotides long. RefSeq names its product ATP-binding cassette sub-family F member 3. The coding region runs from base 20 to 2134 and encodes 704 amino acids. The transcript has 12 exons. The record is from RefSeq and is a predicted model, not a curated record. Lineage: Eukaryota; Metazoa; Arthropoda; Insecta; Lepidoptera; Cosmopterigidae. Gene Ontology annotation, molecular function: ATP binding; ATP hydrolysis activity.